Molecule: messenger RNA, 372 nt
Organism: Racocetra fulgida
Lineage: Eukaryota; Fungi; Glomeromycota; Glomeromycetes; Diversisporales; Gigasporaceae
Source: the annotation of a GenBank genome assembly
GUUUAUGGGGAACCCAGAAAAGAAGCCGAAGUAAAAGAUUCUCAAUGGAUUCGGGAUCGUAAAGAUCUUGAGGCCUCAAUGCGACCUGGUUUCAACGAACUUUUACUUUCUGAUUCUAAUACCCAUAAUAUUUACGAAGGUUUAAGUUCAAACUUUUUUGUUGUGAUGUAUAACCCUGAUACACGUCUACCAAUAGUUAUUACAGCACCAUUGCAUUCCGUGCUCGAGGGAACAAUUAGAAAAAUUGUAACAAUGAUCUGCGAAAGGGAUGGAAUUGAUUUAAAGUUUUGGUUUCCAAACAUAGAUGAUGUGGUUCAGUGGGAAGGUGCUUUUAUCACAAGUAACUUGUUUUAUUCAAAACUAAUUGAAUAG